UUGAAACACAUCGUAGAUAAAGUGGAAUACCUAGAAGGUUGUUUUUGCCAAUUGCCGAAAUAUUUCUCGCAAGUAAAUUAAUCUCGUAAACAAUGAUUCAGAUCUAUAUCAAUUGACUAUAUAAAGAACGAAAACAAUGGACCCAGUAACAACACACGCAAAAUAUAAUGCACCGUAUACCUUCUACGAUAAGCUUAUUCUUCGUGGUGAUAGGGACCGCGAGUGCCCGAAGGCACUUUCCAGAUGGAUUUAAAUUCGGAGCUAGCACAUCCGCAUAUCAAAUAGAGGGCGCUUGGGAUGUUGAUGGCAAAGGUCAGAACGUGUGGGACUCUUACACACAUAUCCUGUCAGUUAUCAGUUUCCCGACAGCUGAUAUUGCCUGCGACUCGUACCACAAGUGGGAGGAAGACAUCCAAAUUUUAAAGACUUUAGGCGUCCAGACGUAUAGAUUGUCCAUAUCGUGGUCAAGGAUCUUACCCAACGGUACUGCCGACUACGUAAAUGAAAAAGGGGUGCAAUAUUAUCUGAAAAUAUUGAAGGCGUUGAAAGCUAAUGGCAUUGAACCGAUAGUGACGAUAUACCAUGGAGAUCUACCGGUACCCAUGAACGACAUCGGCGGCUGGAUAAACCCCAAAAUCAUCGAUUACUUUAGUGAAUAUGCGAGGAUCUGCUUUGAUCGGUUUGGAAGUUACGUGAAUUACUGGUUGACCCUAAACGAACCGCGGCGGAUAUGUCCCCCGGGUGAAAUAAACAUCGGUUGGGGCGUGCUAAAGAAUUACGUCACUGGCGAAGCCAUCUACGAAUGUUCGUACAUCAUCAACAAGGCACACGCCAAAGCUUAUCAUAUCUACGAUGAAGAAUUUCGUAGCUCACAGAAUGGUAAGGUUUCCAUAGUGUUGGACGUGGAAUGGUUGGAACCGUACACCAAUAGCUCGGAGGACUUGGGAGCUGUUGAAAGGGAAUUCGAAUUUAGCCUUGGUAGAUUCGCUAAUCCGAUCUAUCUCGGCAAUUGGCCGCAAAUCGUGAUCGAAAGGGUAGCGACCAGAAGCUCGUUGGAGGGCUACAACGUAUCCCGGUUACCAGAAAUGAGCCAGGAAGAUGUGGAAUAUAUAAAAGGAACUCACGACUUCUUCGCGCUGAACAUGUACACGAGUUUCCUGGUCGAAAAUGAAGAUGAACCUUUUGUUCUCUGGGCGGAUUACAUGGCGGACAAAAAAACUCAAACCCACGUCGAUCCCGCUUGGAGGCCGUCGAACGUCACCUCAGUGGUCUCCAAUCCCGAGGGAAUUAGGAAAUUGCUCAAAUACAUUAACGACCGCUACCAACCUAGUGAGAUUUUCAUAACGGAAAACGGUUGGCCAGAUGGUAACACGGAACUGCAGGAUACUGAGAGGAUCGAAUAUCUCGAGGCGCAUUUGAGUAACGUUUUGGAUGCCAUACACGAAGACAACGUCAACGUUGUUGGAUAUUCAAUGUGGAGCCUGCUAGAUAACUAUGAGUGGAUUUAUGGGUACCGUGUAAAGUACGGCCUCGUGCAAAUAGAUUUUGACAAUCCCAAUAGAACGAGGACUUUUAAGGACUCAGCCAAGUGGUACCAGAAGGUGAUCGCUGCUCGGUGUUUGGAUGAAGUUUGCGAAACUUAAUGUUGGAAUCUGAUAACGCUUCAAUUGCAACCUAACAUUUAAAAUAUAAUUUAUUUUUGUUACGUGUUGUUUUUUUAG
Messenger RNA from Cylas formicarius (sweet potato weevil), 1721 nucleotides. Its product is annotated as myrosinase 1-like. The transcript has 9 exons. The record is from RefSeq and is a predicted model, not a curated record. Bases 168 to 1643 code for a protein of 491 amino acids. Lineage: Eukaryota; Metazoa; Arthropoda; Insecta; Coleoptera; Brentidae. Gene Ontology annotation, biological process: carbohydrate metabolic process. Gene Ontology annotation, molecular function: beta-glucosidase activity.